AUGGAGGUGCUCACGAAGAAGUCAGUGAGCGUUGCAGAUGUUGUUGCGUUCGGAUCUCCGUGUCGCGUUUACACGUCACCAGCGAACGCGUCGCUGGGCAAAAGAGGGACUGAAGCAGUGAUUGUGGGGACAAUCGACGAAACAAAAGGAUACAAAGUGUUGAUUCCAAGCAAAAAGCAACUGCUUCGAGUACUUGAGUCCGAGGAAGGUGACGAGCUCGAGGCACUUACACGUGAGAGGGAACAAGAGCGCGGCCGCGAGAGCCUACUCGAGGCGACGCGAGCACUCCAAGAGCCAGUGCUACGUCAGCGUCCACGUCAACACGUCCGACGUCGAAGACGCAAAACGAAAGUAAACGACGGAAGGAGCUUGCCCACACCUAUGUCGGAGACUCAGCAAAAGACAGCGCACCGUCAAAAAGGCUAG
Peronospora matthiolae is the source of this 426-nucleotide messenger RNA. NCBI's taxonomy places the organism in Eukaryota, Oomycota, Peronosporomycetes, Peronosporales, Peronosporaceae. The record is from the annotation of a GenBank genome assembly.